CGCGCAGGUGCAAAAGGCCUUCCCCUGUGGUGGGCCCGGGGCUUGCUGUCUAGCGGAUACUAGGAGGUCGCACAAGUAAAGAGGUUUCAGACCCGGGAGAAAUGUGUAAGAUGUGGAUUAACUUCAACCGCAACUUUUCACUGCAGGUGACUUACCAUGCAGCUACCCAACCUCUGAAUUGCGGCCCCUCUACUGACAUGGCCCACCGGGGUGGGGAGAGGGACUUCCAGACAUCCGCACGGCGCAUGGGCACCUCGCUGCUCUUCCAGCUUUCGGUGCACGAAAGAGAGCUGGACCUGGUGUUUCUGGAUCACAGCUAUGCCAAGCCGUGGAGUGCCCACCCAGACGCCAGUAGUGCCCGCCCCACCCGCAUGCUCUUUGUUACUCCCCGGAGACAACACGAAAGUACCAUUGAAUCAGAAGUCCCAAUAGAUGUAGAGACGGUCACAUCCACUCCCGUGCCACUCUAUGACAAUCAGAAGGCACGCAGCGUGAUGAACGAGUGUGAGCGGCAUGUCAUCUUCGCCAGGACCGAUGCGGAUGCCCCACCCCCACCGGAGGACUGGGAGGAGCAUGUCAACAGGACUGGAUGGACAAUGGCCCAGAACAAGCUCUUCAACAAGAUUCUCAAAGCCUUGCAGUCCGACAGGCUUGCCCGCUUGGCCAAUGAAGGGACUUGCAAUGAGCCAGUGCUGCGCCGCGUGGCCGUGGACAAGUGCGCGAGGAGAGUGCGGCAGGCGCUGGCAAGUGUGAGCUGGGACACCAAGCUGAUCCAGUGGCUACACACCACCCUGGUAGAGACUCUGAGUUUGCCCAUGCUGGCGGCCUACCUGGAUGCCUUGCAGACACUGAAAGGGAAGAUCCCCACCUUGAUUGACCGGAUGCUGGUGUCGUCUAACACCAAGACGGGGGCUGCGGGAGCAGAGGCCUUGUCUCUCCUACUGAAGAGGCCCUGGGACCCUGCUGUGGGGGUGCUUUCUCAUAACAAACCAGGCAAACUCCCCGGCUCACCUCUGAUUCUCAUCGCCUCCUCCGGCCCCUCCAGCUCUGUGUUCCCCACCUCACGCCGCCACCGCUUCUGGCAGUCUCAGCUGUCCUGCUUAGGCAAGGUCAUCCCUGUAGCCACCCACCUGCUGAACAACGGCAGCGGGGUGGGCAUCCUGCAGUGUCUGGAGCAUAUGAUUGGGACCGUGAGAAGCAAAGUGCUGGAGAUUCACAGCCAUUUCCCACACAAACCCGUCAUCCUGGUUGGCUGGAAUACGGGAGCUUUGGUGGCCUGCCAUGUGUCGGUGAUGGAGUAUGUCACUGCAGUUGUCUGCCUUGGCUUCCCUCUGCUUACCGUGGAUGGUCCCAGAGGGGACGUGGAUGAUCCCCUCUUGGAUAUGAAGACGCCGUCCAUGGUGCGUUCCCCAUUCCUCGUCAACACCCUCGUUCAAGCGCAUCCAUUCUGCUUCCUGUUCACGGCCAGCUUUCACGUGCACACCGGGCCAUUGAAAAGUCUUGGAUCUAGAAAAAUAACCAACAGAGAUGAAGAAUUCAUUUUCAUUUCCCUGUGGUGCCCUGGCAUAAUGAAGGCGUCAACAUCUCUUUUUUCUUACAGAAUAAGCAAAGCAAAGAAGAAAUCCGAGGGGUUGACGCAGAGCAUGGUAGACAGAUGCAUUCAGGAUGAGAUUGUGGACUUCCUGACUGGAGUGCUGACUCGUGCUGAAGGGCACGUUGGCUCUGAGCCUCGGGAUCAGGACGCCGAGAAGAAGAAGAAACCCCGAGACGUAGCCCGCAGAGACUUGGCCUUUGAGGUCCCUGACCGGGGUAGUCGGCCUGCCUCCCCUGCCGCGAAGCUGCCCGCGUCACCCUCGGGCUCAGAGGACCUCUCCAGCGUGUCCAGCAGCCCCACCUCCAGUCCCAAGACCAAAGUGACUACAGUGACUUCUGCCCAGAAAUCCAGCCAGAUUGGGAGCUCUCAGGUGCUGAAGAGGCACGUGCAGCGCACAGAAGCUGUGCUGACCCACAGGCAUGCUCAAGCACAGUUUGCUGCUUUUCUGAGACAGAACAUGCUGGUGAGGAAAGCUCUUCCUCCCGGCACCUCCUCCUGUCUCUUUGUGCCCGUCUCAUCAGAACAAGCGGAGGACACAGAGAAAGAGGAUCUGCACGUCCAGCUGAAGCGGCACCUUCCCUCCAGCCCUCUUUCUGGCAGUAAGGCCUCCAAGCGGCCGAAGAUCAAGGUGUCCCUUAUCUCCCAAGGGGACGUGGCGGGCGGGCAGUGCGUCCCUUCCCAGGGAGGCGCUCCAGAAGCCCCAGGAGGGAAGCCCAGCGCUGUGACCCUGGGCCAAGCAUCCGCAGGGGCCAAGGAGCUCACAGGGCUUCUCACCACAGCCAAGUCAGCUGCUGCUUGUGAAGGGAGCCUGGCAGCCAGCCCCUCGGCCGUCUCUAGCAGCACUGCGCCCAGUGCCCUGCACACACUCCAGAGCCGCUUGGUGGCCACCUCUCCGGGCAGCUCCCUUCCAGGUGCCACAUCAGCCAGCAGCCUCCUCCAAGGCCUCAGCUUCAGCUUACAGGACAUCAGCAGCAAGACUUCCGGCCUCCCAGCAAAUCCCCCCCCAGGGCCCGCCCCACAGGCCACCACUGUGAAGUUGCCCGCCCCCAUGCAGAGCCUGGGGGCUAUCACCACGGGCACCAGCACCAUCGUCCGGACCAUUCCUGUGGCCACCACGCUCUCCUCUUUGGGUGCCACUCCUGGGGGGAAGCCCACAGCCAUCCACCAGCUGCUGACCAACGGGGGCCUCGUCAAGCUGGCCAGCAGCCUCCCCGGCCUGGCUCAGGUCUCUAACCAAGCACCAGGCUUGAAGGUUCCCACCACCAUCACCCUGACACUGCGUGGCCAGCCAAGCCGAGUCACCACCCUGAGCCCCAUGAGCUCAGCAGCAGCUCUGUCGGAGGAGCCCAGCCCCCAGGCCCUGCCCUCCGGCCCACAGCCAGGAGUUGUACUUGAGGUUAGUUCUUUGAACACGCUGCUUUCCAGCCCCGCCCCUUCACAGAUGUUGGACUGUGCCCCUUCACGGCUACCUUUCGAGGGCACAGAUCAAAUAUGUGCAGUGUUAAACGGUGAUCGAGGAGCCCCUCCCCCAGUUGGAGCGCCUGCCUCCAGCCCCCUGAAGAUGCCGUGCGAUGCAACCUCCAUGACCAGGCUGGUGCUGGCUGCUUCGUGGUGUCCUGGGCACGUGUGCUGUCCCGCCUGCCCGCAGUCCUCCUCGAGAUAGUCAGUUUGCCUCCCUGCCAACUGCCUUCAGAGUUGAGCGUUCGGGUCUCGUGAAGCCAUUAGGUUAGGUGAUUCAGCGCCAGCAGGCAGCACCGGCCCCUAGGAUCGGCGAGUCUGGUCUUCCUCAGAGGACCCGGCUGUGGCGGAGCAGAGCGUCUCCCUCCCCCUCCUCGGCCAUGGUCUGACCAAGUGUCUGUGUGGGACUGCUCACUGCGCUUACUAAAGGAGUUUCUUCCAGAAGUCAGUGCUGCUGCCCCCGGUGCAAGUUGGGAGGAGAUGCCCGCACGGUCCAGGCCUGGGGGAGUCAGCUUGAGAACUUUGAGGACUGGGAUCAGCCUGGCCCUGGGCAGUGGCGCAGGCAGAGGGCUUGCUUUGGACAUUGUUGACUUCACUCUCAGUGGCUGUGGAAGACUGGGCCCCAUGCACUGCCCUGUUUAAAAUGACAACUGUUGAGCGGCCUGCUGAGACCUGGAAACUUGUGAUUGUCCAGUCCUCUACAGCAGUUUCAAAGUGAAGACCGAGAGAGGUGGACGGUGCCCUUUGGCCAACCUAGGUGUGGGGGGCAGCAGUUGCCAGGCGGUGAACACAGACCCCUCGCCGGGCUUUUGGAAGCCCCUGCGUGCAGGGGUCGUUGGUCUAGAGAAGCCAAAGACACGAAUGAAGCAAUAAAGGAAGUGGCUUGAAGGACAUUUGGAGGUCCGUGGGGCUCUGCGGUUGGGGUCUCAGCCUAAGGAACCGUUGUGGCAUCCGAAUGUGAGCGGGGAGAGGGCAGAAGCUCCAGUUCUUGAUUGUUCUGUCUCCAUUGGCUGGAAACGAAGUUUACAACUUGGCCAUCCCUGGGAGCCUGGGGCAUCAUGGCUACAUUGGCCACGCUCAGUGUUUCUUUCUAUUCCAUGUGAUCUUUCUUCCUGCACGGUAUUGGGGAGAUUACUGACAGAUGACUCCACUGCUUGGUACCAACCUAAGCCCUGGAGAUGGAGGUCCCUGGAGAGGCAGUCACUGAAGGAUGCUCCAAGCCCCGCCCUGUCUCCUCACACCACCUCUCUGUGUCGAGAGUCCUGGGUUUGGUGUGGGACCUGCCACCCACCGUCUCUUCCCUCUGAAUUGCAAAGAGUCAAAGUGACAAGACUGACCAAGUGGAGGGGCAUUCAGGGUAGGUGGGGAGGGCCUUCAACCUGCCUGCAACAACCCCUGGCCCCCAGGGCCAUGUAUCUCACAGCCAGGUUACCAGUGUUCCAACCAGGAGUUUCAACUGCCAGUGUGAGGGGUGGCUGGGAGGCUACUUCAUGCAUGCAAAAGCCUCUAACAGGAUAGAGGCGGGAGGG
Molecule: messenger RNA, 4581 nt
Organism: Echinops telfairi (small Madagascar hedgehog)
Lineage: Eukaryota; Metazoa; Chordata; Mammalia; Afrosoricida; Tenrecidae
Gene: KANSL3
Product: KAT8 regulatory NSL complex subunit 3
Exons: 23
Coding region: 102-3257 (1051 amino acids)
Biological process (GO): positive regulation of transcription by RNA polymerase II
Cellular component (GO): NSL complex
Source: RefSeq, a predicted model, not a curated record